This is a messenger RNA of Thamnophis sirtalis, 3846 nucleotides long. Lineage: Eukaryota; Metazoa; Chordata; Lepidosauria; Squamata; Natricidae. The record is from RefSeq and is a predicted model, not a curated record.
UUCAUCGCUUCCUCCUUCCUCAUCUUUCAUGCAUGUGGUGUGUGUAGAUCUCAGAGGUGUCUCCAGCACUUUGCAAUUUAAACUACAAAAGGAGAAGGGAGCGUUUGGCCACUCAUCUCUUCAGAUCUUUUGUGUCAGGGAGAAAAAAGCGGAAAGAGAAGCGCAAUCAUCCUCACUGAGCUGCUGCAGGAGGUGGAGAAGAAAAGGAAAGCAGGAAAAUCACAAUACUGUAUUGCUUCUUUAGAAUCAGAUGGCGGAAUUUGGCAGCAGAGGGGGAGACACUAGUGGGGGGAGAGCAACGUCCUCCCCAAAUUUGGCACAUGGAAAGGUGGCUUUUAAAGCAGGUGAUGGGGAAGGAGGAGGAGGGGGCAGUGGUAUUGCAAGAAUCCACUUGGAUAGUGCUCGUAAUGGGGUCUCCAAUGGGGAUUGUGCUCUAGUAGGAAACAGAGAACACAUAGACACUCCUCAACCAGGCAGUCCUGCUGUAGAGAGAGGAUGUUCCAAUCUGCACCCAGAAGGCAAAUCUGGUAUUCCCAAGAAAGCCAGCAUUAUCAAGGAUGGCACAAAACAAAAAAGGGAACGGAAAAAAACUGUCUCAUUUAGCAGCAUGCCUACUGAGAAGAAAAUAAGUAGUGCAAGUGACUGUAUCAAUGCUAUGGUUGAAGGUUCAGAACUCAGAAAAGUUCGGUCCAACUCUAGGAUAUACCAUCGAUAUUUUCUUUUAGAUGCAGAUAUGCAGUCACUAAGAUGGGAACCUUCAAAGAAGGAUUCUGAAAAAGCAAAAAUUGAUAUCAAAUCAGUCAAAGAAGUGAGAAUAGGGAAAAAUACAGACAUUUUUCGUAGCAAUGGAAUUUCUGACCAAAUUUCAGAAGAUUGUGCAUUUUCUAUUAUUUAUGGAGACAAUUAUGAAUCUCUGGAUCUAGUUGCAAACACUGCAGAUGUUGCAAAUAUUUGGGUUACUGGCCUAAGGUACUUGAUAUCUUAUGGAAAACAUACACUGGACAUGCUAGAAAGUAGGCAAGAUAAAAUGCGCACCUCAUGGGUCUCCAAAAUGUUUAGUGAAACAGAUAUAGAUCAUAUCGGGUGGAUAUCCUUGGACAAAGCUGUGCAGUUUAUAAAAAAUUUAAAUCCUGGUUUAAAAACAAAUAAAAUUGAAUUAAAAUUCAAAGAACUGCAGCGUUCAAAAGACAAAUCUGAUACAGAAAUCACGAAAAAUGAAUUUAUUGAAGUUUUCCAUGAGCUUUGCACUCGUCCUGAAAUAUAUUUCUUACUAGUUCAGUUUUCUAGUAAUAAAGAAUUUCUUGAUACAAAAGACCUUAUGAUGUUUUUAGAAGCAGAACAGGGUAUGCCUCAUGUCACAGAUAAGACUAGCCUUGAUAUUAUUCACAAAUACGAACCAUCUAAAGAAGGUCAAGAAAGAGGCUGGCUCUCCAUAGAUGGUUUUACAAAUUAUCUUACUUCCCCAGAAUGUCAUAUAUUUGAUCCGGAGCAUAAAAAGGUGUGCCAGGACAUGAAACAGCCUUUAUCUCAUUAUUUCAUAAAUUCUUCUCAUAACACAUACUUAAUAGAAGAUCAGUUUCGAGGACCAUCUGAUAUCAGCGGUUAUAUUCGUGCUCUAAAAAUGGGAUGCCGCAGUGUUGAGUUGGAUGUGUGGGACGGUCCUGACAAUGAGCCUGUAAUUUAUACAGGUCACACAAUGACUUCACAAAUUGUUUUCCGAAGUGUAAUUGACAUAAUUAACACAUAUGCAUUUUUCGCUUCCGAAUAUCCUCUUAUUUUAUGUUUGGAAAAUCAUUGUUCUCUCAAGCAACAGAAUGUGAUGGUCCAGCAUAUGAAGAAAAUCCUGGAGGAUAAAUUGUAUACAAAUCCUCCGAAUACAGAGGAAUCUUACCUGCCAUCUCCUGAAUAUCUUAAAGGAAAAAUACUAAUUAAAGCCAAGAAGUUAUCAUCUAAUUGCUCUGGGCUAGAGGGAGAUGUUACAGAUGAAGAUGAAGGUGCAGAAAUGUCACAGAGAAUGGGAAAAGAUGCAGUGGAAACACAGAAUGUUGUGCCAGUGAAACGGUUUCAGCUUUGUAAAGAACUAUCAGAACUGGUAAGCAUAUGUAAAUCAGUUCAGUUCAAAGAUUUUCAAGUUUCAUUUCAACUUCAGAAGUACUGGGAAUUUUGUUCUUUUAAUGAAGUGCUCGCUACCAAAUAUGCCAAUGAACAUCCUGGAGACUUUGUGAAUUAUAAUAAACGCUUUCUUGCAAGGGUUUUCCCAAGCCCUAUGAGGAUUGAUUCUAGUAAUAUGAACCCACAGGAUUUUUGGAAAUGCGGCUGUCAAAUUGUGGCAAUGAACUUUCAGACACCUGGAUUAAUGAUGGAUCUUAACAUUGGCUGGUUUCGACAAAAUGGCAAUUGUGGCUAUGUGUUGCGACCUGCUAUCAUGCGGGAGGAAGUAUCUUUCUUUAGCGCAAAUACAAAGGACUCAGUGCCUGGUGUAUCACCUCAGCUUCUUCAUGUUAAGAUUAUUAGUGGGCAAAAUUUUCCAAAGCCAAAAUGUUCAGGUGCCAAAGGUGAUGUAGUAGAUCCUUAUGUGUAUGUAGAAAUCCAUGGGAUUCCAGCAGAUUGUGCAGAACAAAGAACAAAAACCAUCCACCAAAAUGGAGACAAUCCUAUUUUUGAUGAGAGUUUUGAAUUUCAGAUUAACCUACCUGAACUUGCUAUGGUACGCUUUGUUGUGUUAGAUGAUGAUUACAUUGGAGAUGAAUUCAUUGGGCAAUACACAAUUCCUUUUGAAUGUUUACAACCAGGUUAUCGUCAUGUCCCACUUCAGUCUCUAACAGGAGAUGCUCUAGCAUAUGCUUUCUUGUUUGUUCAUGUUGCUAUUACUAAUCGAAGAGGUGGAGGGAAACCUCAUAAACGGGGACUUUCUGUUAGAAAAAGCAAGAAAUCCAGAGAAUAUGCUUCUAUGAGGACUUUGUGGAUUAAAAGUAUUGAUGAAGUUUUCAAGAAUGCUCUUCAGCCCAUACGUGAUGCCACAGAUUUGAGAGAAAAUAUGCAGAAUGCAGUAGUUUCAUUCAAAGAGUUGUGUGGGCUUGCUCCUGUAGCAAAUCUUAUACAAUGUAUUCUGGCAGUGUCUAGCCGCUUAGUGAAAUCUGAUAAUACAACCUUGGUUGUGAUAAAUCUCAAUGAUCAGUAUCCCACAAUGGAAUUGCAAGGGAUUGUUCCAGAAGUUUUAAAAAAAAUUAUCACAGCAUAUGAAACAAUGAUUAAUAUGAUAAAGAUUCUGACAGAAAAUGCAGAUACUGUAUAUGAUAAAAUAGUCCAGUGCCAAAAAGCAGCAAUGGAGUUCCAUGAGAACUUACAAAAUAUAGGAGCAAAGGAAGGAUUGAAAGAGAGAAAACUACAAAAAGCAGUGGAGAGUUUUACCUGGAAUAUUACCAUUUUAAAGGGCCAAGCUGAUCUUCUCAAGUAUGCUAAAAAUGAGGCAUUGGAGAACCUAAAGCAAAUCCACGAUGCUGCUGUUUCAUGUGGAUUGAAUAAACCAGUAUCAUCUGCAAAUGUUGAAUCUUCAAAGCCUUGACGAAGCUUAGAAGCAACACCUGAAUAGAUAACAGAAAGAAACUGAGAAUGACAAAAAUUCUCAUUCCUUUGGAGUUUAUAACUCUGUAACUGUUGUAGUUGCACAAGACAUUUUUCUUUGCACUUACUAUUUUUAGUGGGAGGGGGAGGGAGGAAUCCUAGAGUUUUAAAAGCACAACUGGAGAAACUAAUUACAAUUUCUGAAAACUGUGAAUGUAUGUAGCAACUCUAUAGAUGAAGGCAAUUGAAUUUUUUUCAUGGUAAUAAUAUUGCUGGCUAAAG